Purpureocillium takamizusanense is the source of this 2303-nucleotide messenger RNA. RefSeq lists its product as uncharacterized. Lineage: Eukaryota; Fungi; Ascomycota; Sordariomycetes; Hypocreales; Ophiocordycipitaceae. Gene Ontology annotation, biological process: septin ring assembly; endoplasmic reticulum inheritance. The transcript has 2 exons. Gene Ontology annotation, cellular component: endoplasmic reticulum membrane; perinuclear endoplasmic reticulum; cortical endoplasmic reticulum. The coding region runs from base 491 to 1786 and encodes 431 amino acids. The record is from RefSeq and is a predicted model, not a curated record.
UAACUUAUAUUCUACUAUUAUCGAGCACCACCGCAACAUCACUCCCGGCUUUACCACGCAUGCACAUUCCGCGACGCCAACAGCUGCCCUGACCCCUCGCCCGUCGCAGACCCUGCCUACGCGCCCGCCUGCCCGCCCGCCUGCCCGCCCGCCUGCCUGCCUGUUUGCGCCCGCGACCGCCAUCGACCCGCGCAUCACCGACAAGCGACUAUAUCCGAGCGAGCGGCGCCCCCAGCACGCUCUUCUCGCACCUCCCCCCUCCCCUCCCCGACGACGAGGCCGCCUCAACCGACCGCAUAGCUUGAGAGCGCCAGCCGUCACGGGGUGCGACGCGCUCGAGGCACUCCCCAUUCUCGACCUUCCGGUUGUCGGUGCCGCUGCCACUGCCGCCCGCGAGCAGACAAUAGACAGACUCCGCGCAUCGGUACAGCGCUCGACGUUAUCAAAAGAUCCUCCGGCACGGCACCCGCCCCGCCGCACCGCCGCACCCAUGUGGUGGUUCUUCAGCGUCCUCCUGAGCACCGUCUUCCUCUUCAGCAUCGUUCUCUCUAUCCCCGUCGUCUUCGAUGUCGGCGGUCGCGACAGCGGGCUGGCCUACAGCCUCUCGCUCUUCAUCUACUACCUCGCCUACUCGGCCAUCCGGCUCGUGACCCCCGACCGCUCCCGCGUCGGCUGGGCCGUCUCCACCACGCUGCGGUUGUCGCAGUGGAUCGUCAUCCCGAGUCUCAUGAUCUGGGCCCUCGGCCAGUUUGCCGUCGACGCCGGCACCACAAACUGGGUUGAGAGGACCCUGGGCGGGCUAUUGCACUCCAAGAGCACCAGUUGGUCCGAAUGGGUCUUUGGCAAGGAUGGCCUGCUCGAGACUGUCAUGCUAGGCAGCUGGGACAAAGUCCUGCGUUACUCGGGACCCGUCUUCCAGCUGCUCGAGGGCUUUUGCACGCUGCUCGUCAUUCAGGCCGUCGGCCAGAUCACGCGCUGGCUUGUCAACCGCGGGAGGAGCGACACCUGGGUCAUAAUCCUCCUCGCCUUCUCAGGCUCCAUCAUCGCGAGCGCCGUCUAUUUCCUCUGGAGGGUCGCCCAGUUCCCCCAGAUUAGCAACAUCGACGCCACUCUCAUCGGCGCGACCAUGACUACGGCCGUCUUUUUGUGCGCCUACGGCAUCGGUAGCGGGCGCGGGAACCCUGUCGAGAGCUCGCUGUUGUUUGCCUACGUCGUGCUUUGCGUUUACCAAAUAUUCACCGACUACCUGCCCUCAGCCGGCGCGGGUGGUGCCGAUGAGGGAGCCACACAGCCUGAGAUCCCACCGUUACCGCCCAUCAUCAUGGCUUCGUACUCGACACUGCUCCACAUCCUCGGGUCGCUCCCCUCCGCCAUCCACUCCUCUCUUACGCUUCUCUACGCCGCUUUCCAGACUAUCACUCCGUCCGUCAUCAUCUCCCUCGCUUAUCGCCUGCUCGUCUUCUACUCGGCAACACGCAUCAUCCCGUCGGUGCGAGACCUGGGCGCCCGCGCAUUGAUGCAGGAGCCCGACCUAGAGGACUCGGAGACGGCCAACAAGGUCCUUGGCAUCCUCAGCUGGUUCUCGCCCUCCAUCCUGGUUGCCGUGUACACGAGCCUCCUGCUGCAGCAUUUUUCCACAAGCGAUGGCCCUGACGGCUGGACGCUCCGUGGCGGCGACGUGGGCGGCAGCACUUGGCGCUGGAUCAACGUUGGCCUGACGAUGGUCCUCUACGGGGUCGAGCUGUACCUCGGCACCGACGAGCAAGACCACUGGAAGGUGGACUAAGAUCUGCCAACGACACACGUGGCAGUACUUUGCCAUAUUGUACUCUGGCAGUCGUCACACAUGACGACGUGUCAUUCUCAUCUACAAGACGCUGGACACGGAAAAGAGUGGCCGCUGGCCUGGGGAAGAAUGCGAGGAUUACGGCAAUCAGAGCAAAAAAACAGAUACUACUACUAGCAUGGUUUGUCACGGGUUGGGAUCCGCUGCGCAUCAGCGGCUGUGACGGGCGGCGAGAGUCGCGGGCUGGCGUUCGGGUAGGCAAGCGUGUUGCAACUUGUCUUGGGAGCAUUGCGAAGCUGAUAUGAUUUCAUUUGUCGUCUAUCCUGUAUGGUUUUGCCUGCGCUGAAAUGAAUGAGAGAAGGGCGAGUUGGGAGGGGUCUGGUGGCAGUGAGGUUGUUGAACAAGCAACCUCAAUCAGCCGCCUGCAUGGCGUGGAAUAGUGGCACCGCAGAGUUCCGGAGAAGCUCUUCAAGUACAUAAUUACCUAUUUGAUCCAUCCACAAGAGAUACCCUGAGC